AUGAAGCAAGUUUUCCUGAUAGCCACGUGUCUCCUGGUCACGUGUCUGGCCAGUCCGGUCAAGGUAAAUGUUGGUGAUGCUUGGUCCGACGCUGCUGGCUAUGAGGAAUGUCAAGAAUUUGUGGAACCUGGUAAGCCUCUUCCCAGAGCUAUUGACGAUAUCUGUGACGUAGACUUGGAGUGCGCAGCAAGAGUGGAAAUGAAUAACACCGACUGUGGUUUUGGAAUAAGGAAAGUUCUGGCAGGAAAGUGGGUAUCAACUCUGGUUGACGAUAGUAACGGAGUGAAAAAGAGUGAAUCUUUCAUGAGGCUCUUCAAGUACAUCUCCGGAGCAAAUUCUGAUGGUGCUAAAAUCGCCAUGACAGCCCCGGUAAUCACCAAGGUCUACUUUGAUGCCAGCUAUAACGAAACCGGUAGUUCCAUGCACUUCUACAUUCCAUCCGCAUUCCAAGCCAACCCCCCAUCUCCUACUAACGCAGAUGUCUACAUUGAGGACUGGGAUGAGGCUGUUGUCUACUACAGGGCUAUCGGAGGCAAGUCAAUGAAUAUCCCGGAGAAGGUAUGGGUUGAGGAGUUCACCAACCUGUAUUCUGCUGUCCAGACGGCCGGACAUAGUUUUUAUCCUUACAUGUCUGUUGUUGGUGGAUUCAGUGGACCCAGAAGCAAAGACGUACGCUUUGAGGUCAUGUACGUUAAGAAUUAAACAUUUUAGAUCCUAUUAUAACACGAGAUGAGUAGA
Molecule: messenger RNA, 738 nt
Organism: Bolinopsis microptera
Lineage: Eukaryota; Metazoa; Ctenophora; Tentaculata; Lobata; Bolinopsidae
Product: heme-binding protein 2-like
Exons: 1
Coding region: 1-702 (233 amino acids)
Source: RefSeq, a predicted model, not a curated record